Messenger RNA from Megachile rotundata (alfalfa leafcutting bee), 1730 nucleotides. RefSeq names its product protein FAM8A1. Lineage: Eukaryota; Metazoa; Arthropoda; Insecta; Hymenoptera; Megachilidae. The record is from RefSeq and is a predicted model, not a curated record.
AUUUUUUUCGAUUUAAUUUGUUUUCAUUUCAUUUUACAGAACAAAUUUGAUUACGAAUACGGAUCGUUCACGAACGUCCUAACUGCGACUCUCAAGUUUAUCUCAAGCUGCAUUUUCAAGCAAAACGAAAUUGUUUCAUGUAUUUUAUGUAUUCGUAUAUAAAUUUAUAUCGCUUUGUUAUAUAAAGAAAAUAAUAUAAAAUUGCAUCUGUGUGUUUGUGCAUUUCAUUUCGUCGUAAUUUAUUGGUGCCUCUGUAUGUUUUACUCGGAUAAAUUAGCCUAUAGCAUAUUUUUGAACAGUACGUUUCCUAUAGUCUUCGGAAAAGUAUUACAAAAUUGUUGUGAUAAAUUUUGCUUGAUAUUACUGGUGAAAUUUAUGGAAAAUCAAUGAGUACCUGUAUGUUAUUGCCCACGUCAGUUUUAAGCACUUAGGUUCCAAAAGGAGGAUUCACUGCGUGGAUGUACGGCAGACGUAAUUACACGAUUGUUUUGCUCAUUAAUUAAACAGCAAUAUGGUAAAUGAUAAAAGCGACGAUACGAAAGCAGAGAAAUCUAAUGAGAAUGAAAAUCACUCAAAGAUGACAGCUGCAGAAGAACGAUCAGAAUAUUUCAAAAAAUUAGAAAAAUGGUUACACGAAGCUUAUGCUUGGCAGAGUGUAGCUGCAAUGUUUCCGUACUACCUUAUGUCUGGCCAAAUAAUAAAUCCAACUACUGGUGUGCCACCAUUCCCGUCACAAAUACCGAAUGUGACAAAUCCGCAUAGGUUAAUUAUCAAUACGAACAGUCAGGAAAAUGAUCAGCUCAGACAGAGAAGGGCCCAAGAUACCGUAGGAACCCCGUUCCAACCUCCUGGAGCUGAAGGUUUUGAAUAUCGUAUACCUCCAAUAUGGAAAAGAUUUGCUGCAGAACUUAUAGAUUCAACAAUGUUGUUUCUGUUAAAAUUGUGCAUUACUUUCAUUGCAAUUGAUGUUUUUGAUUUCAUAGACAUAGAUGAACUAGAUCUGGUAAGAGCCAAUUUUCGUAUCGAUUACAAGAUGGCUUUAGAAAUGACAUAUGGAAUAUUAGUAUUAGACAUCAUUCAUCGUUUGAUAGUGUGCAUUUUUGAAGCAUUUUGGCUCCAGCAUGGCGUGAAUGGUCGUAUCGGUGGUACAACGCCAGGAAAAUCUAUGAUGGGAUUACGAGUCGUCCAAUGUCGUAGCGUUACACCCGUCGAUCGACCCGAUGAUCCUGACGUUGUACUUGUUUCUCCAGGAACAGAUUUAGGCUUACCACUUGCGCUUGGACGAUCGGUAGUGAAAAACAUAAUUCUAGCAUUUUUGUUUCCAUUAUGUUUCGCAUUAUAUUUCUUCAGAUUUAACAGAACUGUUUAUGAUCUUAUCUGUAAUUCUAUCGUGGUCGAGGAUCCCUACAGAAAUUUAAAUAAUAAUAGACUCCAUCAACAGUAAUUUGUUUUAUAAAUUUGGAAAAAAAAGGGUUGAAUUUAAGUUAUGUUGUAUGUGUGCGCGGGCGUAUAUAAUAUGUACAUAAGUGUUUAAAUUGAAUAUAACACUGUUACAAAAUAUUUUUCUAUGGUACACUCUGAUUUGUAUGUGUAACAAUGUAACAAGACAAAUUAUUCAGCUUAUUGAAAUAGGUAUUUACAGGUUGUUUAAAAAGGCACACUUUAUCACUAUGAUACAAACUGUACAAAAUCUGACUGUUGCAGUUAUUAAUAAAUCAUUUUAUAAUUUA